CAACUUAUUACAAGUAAACGACAAAGAGAGAGAGAAGUGUUCAGGUGUGGCCAGUCUCACGCUCUUAUCGUGAGCUCUUCUUUACCUCCUGAUUCUCACAUUCUCGUCCCAUUGUUUUCUCUUUACCUUGGUAGGAGAAUGGCUACAGCUACAUAUCUGCCUCCUCCGUUUUACAAAGAUCACUCUGAAAACCGUAGUUAUGUUCCUGAACCUCCGUCUUCUAUUGAAGGAACCUACGUUUGUUUCGGUGGAAAUUAUAUUGUGACGGUUCACUCUUUAACAUUUCAUCUUAUCAAAUUUUCAGAGGAUGUUCUUCCAAACUUAGAAGAGCAAGGAGUGGUGCCACAGAUUUAUCCCAAAGAUUCAAACGUUGAUUACAAGAAGGAACUCCGGUCUCUGAAUAGAGAGCUACAACUACAUGUAUUAGAGCUUGCUGAUGUUCUCGUUGAGAGGCCUUCUCAAUAUGCAAAGAGAAUUGGUGACAUCUCUUCAAUCUUCAAGAACUUGCAUCACCUUCUCGAUUCACUGAGGCCUCAACAGGCGAGAGCAACGCUUAUUCACAUUAUGGAACUUCAGUUUCAACAGCGGAAGCAAGCUGUGGAGGACAUUAAAAGGAGGAGAGAAGUACAGCGACUUCUAAAGGAUGCUUUCAUCACUUUAGAUGGACAAUAGAGUUUUUUACCCACAUACUUCUCUGAUUGCGACCUUCCCAGCUUAUUUGACCAAGACUUAAGUAGAUACAAUGUACCAGGAUUGUAUUAUCCCAGAAUUAACCGCUAAUUUGUUGAGAAAAAAUUUGAAUAAACCGGUUAUAUAAUACUCCCAGUAUGAAUCAGAUACAGUAAAACCUCUAUAAAUUAAU
Messenger RNA from Raphanus sativus (radish), 862 nucleotides. Its product is annotated as mediator of RNA polymerase II transcription subunit 7b. Lineage: Eukaryota; Viridiplantae; Streptophyta; Magnoliopsida; Brassicales; Brassicaceae. Gene Ontology annotation, biological process: regulation of transcription by RNA polymerase II. Gene Ontology annotation, molecular function: transcription coregulator activity. Gene Ontology annotation, cellular component: core mediator complex; mediator complex. The record is from RefSeq and is a predicted model, not a curated record.